Molecule: messenger RNA, 912 nt
Organism: Porites evermanni
Lineage: Eukaryota; Metazoa; Cnidaria; Anthozoa; Scleractinia; Poritidae
Source: the annotation of a GenBank genome assembly
AUGAAAGAGACAGACAAAGCAUGUUUCUUUUUUGAAGACGCGUUCAUUAACUUCGAUAAAAAGCAAGACAUUUUCAUCACAAAUAUUGUAGUUUGUAUUCUCAAUUGUUCAUUUUCUAUGGCGACAUGUUUCGGGAACUUUCUGGUUUUAUUCACGAUUAGAAAAACUCAAGAUCUUCAUUUGCCAUCGUUCAUUCUUUUGGGUUGCCUGGCAGCUUCGGAUGCUAUUGUUGGUUUGAUUUGUCAACCACUAUUUGUGGCAUUUAAAAUAGCCGAACUCAAGGAGAGUUUGACGGUUUACUGUACUUUGAAAAUGCUUCAGUCUCUAUCGGGUUGGAUAACAACUGGUGCAACACUUGCUGUUUUAACUGCGGUGUCCGUUGAUCGUCUACUCGCUCUUACCCUUCAUUUACGAUACAAUGCAAUUGUUACCGUUCCUCGAAUAUUCCAAAGCAUUCUUGCUUUCUGGAUUCUGUGCCUUGUAAUGAAUAUUAUAAGAUUUUGGAUGACCAAGGAAUGGUAUUUAAUCCCGAUUGUCGCCGUUUUUAUCACAUUUUUUAUUAUAACGUUUAGUACUAUACGAAUAUUUCAAAUUGUUCGAAGACACCUACGCCAGAUAACUGGCCAAACUCUUGCCGCCGGCCCUCCUCAAGCAAACACAUUGAACGUACUUAAGAGCCGAAAAUCGGCUGUGACAGUGCUUUAUAUUUACGGCUUGGUCUGGAUAUUCUAUCUUCCGUUUCUUAUAGUGCUAUUCAUUGACGUAUUUUAUGGAUACACAAGAACAGUAAGGAUUGCCUAUGACUUUGCUGUAACUGCUGUCUUCAUCAACUCUUUUUUAAAUCCAGUUGUGUACUGUUGGAGAAUCAGUGAGAUACGACGCGCUGUGAGAAAUGUGCUCAGAAAAGAAUAA